UCGUUGACCCAGCACAGCCUGGUCAAAAUCACAGUUCAUCCCGCCCGCCACCGUCGAAACUGUCGUAGUAUGUAAACAAAACCGUUUAUCAGCAAGCGUACAAGCGGAGGCAUUGUGUGAUGUGGCGCCACGAAAACCCUUCAAGCGGGGUUGGUUUACGUUGUGAUAAACUGUGCAAAAUAUGCUACCCUAGCUCUGCUCCGUUGGGCAGCGAAGGGUUUGUUGUGAAUCAUCGCAAAGGUCAUUUGCAGGUGAAUUUCAAUGCUGGAAGUUGUGUGCUCAGUGCUGGUGAUUAACACGUGUCCUCCUCUUCGAGGAUGCUAGUUUUUGAUUCGUUCUAUUUUUGGCAAUUUCGACCGCAACAACCCGUCUGUGAAUAAGUGAUACUGGCGCUGCGACAACUACAUGCACACAUACCGUAGUGAAAUGUCAAACAGUGAGCGACUUCUGUUUUCGCUUCGUGAAUGUAGUGUGAUGAACUCGUGUGUUCAUUUUUUGCGUGAAAUGAGCGCCUGCAGCAGGGGAGUUCAUUGAUGGAAGGAAGUUUCAAAUUGCAUAAAAGUAGUCUAGGUCAGGGUCAGCCAAGGAAUCCAUUGACCCAAGGAAACAUUGCGGCUUGUUAUUCAUAUUUAAUGUUGAAUUCUGUCUCCUGGGACGUAUCAAGAUGAAAUUGCGGACAAGGCCAUUAAGCUUACGGCUCGCGAGCGGCGCUUCAUCAAGUUCGCCUCGGUCGAGUUCGAUGGGCAGAUCUACAUGACACCUCAAGACUUUCUGGAGUCGGUUGUCGAGCAGGAGCCACGCCCCCGCCUCAAGAGGAAGUCAUUAACGCAGGCCGAGAUCCAGCAGCUAAAAGACUACACGCCACCUCUGAAGCACGGCUCGUCGCAGCUUUUCCGCAGUCUGCGUGACAAAGGCAUCAUAUCCUACACGGAAUAUCUAUUCCUUCUCUCCGUACUUACGAAACCGCACUCCGGAUUUCGCAUAGCCUUCAACAUGUUCGAUACGGACGGGAAUCAGCGUGUCGAUAAGGAUGAAUUUCUCGUGAUUCGUCAACUGCUCGGAGGAUCGCUGAAGGAUCGAGACCUUGACGAAGGCACGCGUAAAGCACUGCUACAUCUCGUGUCGACAAGUGCACAAGCGAAAUUUUUACUCAAAAACUAUCGCGAGCAAAAACCGAAAGCAUCGAUCGGUGAGCAGCAGCAGCGGCAGCAGAACCUUAGCAGUCCCGCAGGAUCCUCCGCUGAGGACGCUAGCGACGCCAAUCCACCAGCCAAGGGUAGAAUAAAGCGAUUAAUGGAGAAAAUUUUCAGCUUCGCCUGGAAGGGAAAACGGGGCAUCGAAAGCAAGGAAGGCGAAGAACCGGGCGAACAUGACGAUUACGUGGACGAUGAGCAAGGCCUACAGAGGAAGCACAAGGUAGACACGACGCUGCAGGUGCACUUUUUCGGCAAAAAAGGUGACAAAGAUUUGCAGUACGAUGGGUUUUACAACUUCAUGAAAAACCUCCAGACCGAGGUGCUCGAGCUGGAGUUUUGCGAGUUCUCUAAAGGCCACGAGCGUAUCUCGGAGGUGGAUUUUGCGAAGAUUCUGCUCCGCUACACGUAUCUGGACACGGACGAGUACGACAACUACCUGGACCGUCUGCUGGACACAGAGGCCAAAGAGAAGGGCGUAUCGUUCGACGAUUUCCGUCAGUUCUGCCAGUUUCUGAACAAUUUGGACGAUUUCUCGAUCGCCAUGCGCAUGUACACACUGGCCGAUCAGCCGAUUUCGAAAGACGAGUUUUCACGUGCGGUCAAAAUCUGUACCGGUUCCCAGCUGAACUCGCACCUCAUCGACACCGUGUUUGCGAUCUUCGACGAGGACGGCGACGGGCUGCUUUCGUACAAAGAGUUUAUCGCGAUCAUGAAGGAUCGCGUCCACCGAGGAUUCAAAUCCAACGUAAAGUCGGAAGGCUGGGAAGCAUUCAAACACUGCUUGAAGCAAGAAAUGAAGCAAAACGUUUAAAAAGAUGCUCCUUCAGAAGUUCUCUCUUACUCUCUGAUCCACGUGGUCUCUUUAAAACUAAACCUACUAAUCGUUUUUAUCCGCCAGCAUCUGAUUACUAAAAAACACAUCAGCAACUAUCAGCGGUGUCUCUAAGUUAAACCCAGUUAAACUAAGGGUUUUAAGAGCCUCUCGGCAUUUAAAUUGGAGCAAAUUGAGUGCCAUCCGAUCUCUUCCUGCUGCUACAGCACGCGAUCGACCAAAUCGUGAACACUUACGUGCAACUUGUUACUUAGCGAAAAAGCCAAUUGUUUCUUCUAGUUAGUUGAAAGCUCAAGAUUGUUUAACUGUUAAUUGUUGCGAGUGUGACUAGCAAAAUUGUUUGUAUUCAAAAGGCUAUUUUAAUUCUUUUGUUCUAAAGGCUUGAGAGAUUGUUUAGCAGUUCGCAAAGGUUUAGUGCUUUAAAAGCAACCGCUUUUGCGAUGUUAGUUAAUCGUGGAUCACCGCACGGAAAUUAAUGUUUAUAUUGUUAGUGAAUUGUGUAAUCCCAAGUCCGAAGUAUUUAUUUCAUUAGCCACCAGAUUCUUCGAAAGUCCAAAGUGCUCAUACUUACGUCUUGCCUGCCUGUCCCUUUCAAUAACACGAUAACAUGAAGGCAAAGGCAUGUGUUUAUUCGAACUAUCGUGCCCCAUAAUUUUAUUGUCGCGUUAAAAAGUAGAAUCAUACAAAAUGGAAAGUAUUAUCUGAAUUCAGCCGAGGACGCCUCGAUGAAGCACGCAAAAUAUCCAACCGAAUGUUUGCAAUUGUUUGUCAUCGUAGGAGAUAGGUUGCGAUCGGCCGGAAAUUGCAUGUUGACGUCAUGGCACAAAUAAGCUAAAUAUCACGCUACACCACCCCAUUCUCGAGCCAUUUGUUGAUCGUUUUGUAUUUUACUGAAAUACCAAAAAGCCAAUUUGA
This is a messenger RNA of Anopheles bellator, 2943 nucleotides long. RefSeq names its product calcium uptake protein 3, mitochondrial (gene MICU3). Gene Ontology annotation, cellular component: uniplex complex. The record is from RefSeq and is a predicted model, not a curated record. Gene Ontology annotation, molecular function: calcium ion binding. Gene Ontology annotation, biological process: calcium import into the mitochondrion; mitochondrial calcium ion homeostasis. The transcript is spliced from 12 exons. Lineage: Eukaryota; Metazoa; Arthropoda; Insecta; Diptera; Culicidae. Bases 754 to 2007 code for a protein of 417 amino acids.